This is a messenger RNA of Paramecium tetraurelia, 426 nucleotides long. RefSeq lists its product as uncharacterized. Lineage: Eukaryota; Ciliophora; Oligohymenophorea; Peniculida; Parameciidae. Gene Ontology annotation, cellular component: cytoplasmic dynein complex; cytoplasm. Gene Ontology annotation, molecular function: dynein intermediate chain binding. The transcript has 4 exons. Gene Ontology annotation, biological process: microtubule-based movement. The record is from RefSeq and is a predicted model, not a curated record.
AUGGACUCAGGAGGAGCUAAUACCUUUGUAGUUGAACCAAAAGAUGAAGAAAAAUUUUAUCCAUCAAAGGUUAGAAAAGUUAUUUAGGAGAUUAUGGAUGACAAAUUAAAAAGCGAAACUUAUGAUGCAAACAAUACACCUAAUCUAGCAGAGGAACUAGUAAAGAGAAUCAGAAGCAAAGUUAGAGAUUCCAUCAAAAUGCCAAGAUUCAAAAUUGCAGUAUAGGUAGUAAUUGGAGAAGUUAAAGGAUAAGGGUGUCAAGUCACAUCAAAGAACCUUUGGGAUCCUACUUGGGAUAAUUACGCUUCUUAUAUCUUUUAGAAUGAAACAAUUUAUGGAGUGGCAAUUGUUUUUGGUGUCUAUUACGAAUGAGACUUUGAAUAUUUAAAAUUAAUUAUUAUCAUAUAUAAACUCUAAAUACAGGAU